UGUUGACAACCCUUAGGUGAAAUUAAAAGCGGUUUUUGAUUGAUUCUUGUCCUUAAGAACAAAACUAUUUGCUUUUUUUUAUCGGAAUAUUCCGAAAUAACAUUUCUUGAUAUAAGAUAAGGCGCGUCCACACUAUUCAAACGAUCUAGUUUGUGGCAGCGCCCACCGCCACAUACAUGUAGCUACAUACAGUUUCCUGCGACACGCCCGAGCGGGACCCUAGCCUAUAUCUAUAGAACAUACAGCCUCUAUAUAAACGCCUGGUAUCUCACAAUUCGGCACACAACCAGCCCUAGUGCUUAGACUGACGUACAGUUUGAACCUAAAACUAAACACAAUGUUCGCUAAGGUGUUGUUCGCUUGCGCGCUUAUAAGCGUUGCUCGUGCAGGAUUGCUUGCGGGAGGUCACGGUGCUCUCUCUACGCAGAGCAUUGUGUUGGGCGCCCCUGCCCUUGCGCAUGGCUAUGGAGGAUACGCAGCAGCUCCAGCUAUCGCCACACCGGCUUUGGGAUACGGACUAGGUCACGGCGCGGUGGUCGCGCACGCGCCCGUUUACCGUCCAGCUCUCGCGCACGCCGCUGCCCCUGUUGAGAUAUAUGCCCACCCCCGCUACCAAUUCAACUACGGCGUCGCUGACGGCCACACCGGCGACCAGAAGAGCCAGUGGGAAGCCCGCGACGGUGACGUCGUGAAGGGCCAGUACUCCCUCGUGGAGCCCGACGGUACCGUGCGCACUGUCAACUACUCUGCUGAUGACCAUAAUGGUUUCAACGCGGUAGUAAGCAGGCAGGGUCACGCCGCGCACCCCGCGGCUCACGCCGUCGUCGCCGCCCCCGCUCUGGGCCACGGCGCUCUCCUCCACGGCUAGACCUCCACGCCAACCCUAGACCAACACCGAUGACACCUAUUUAUUUACUACUUAGCUUAAGCACGGACGGAAUGCGACCACGAAAGAGCAUUGUACUACGAACGGCUUUCAGAAUGCUUACAGACUAACCGUUUCAGAAUUUGUAUACAAGGGACUAUGGCCCAAAUUAGCUUAGUACUUUACAUUUCAUUCAUCUAUCUA
Trichoplusia ni (cabbage looper) is the source of this 1069-nucleotide messenger RNA. Its product is annotated as cuticle protein 19-like. Lineage: Eukaryota; Metazoa; Arthropoda; Insecta; Lepidoptera; Noctuidae. Gene Ontology annotation, cellular component: extracellular matrix. The record is from RefSeq and is a predicted model, not a curated record. The transcript has 5 exons. Bases 338 to 868 code for a protein of 176 amino acids.